UCGAACGACCUCGGGUUCAACCUGUAGCUGUCAUAGGGCUAAGUAAUGUGUGAGUGGGUGGCCCUGGUGUAUGCACCGAGUGGGACCCGUUGCCAGUGAGAGACCGCUGUGAUAAAGUGUGGACCAAACGGAAGGAAGGGUAUCGUGUGUAAACAGAAUUCUGAAUCGCAUCCUAUGCUGCUCCUCUCAUCCCCAAAUCCAGUUCAUCUAAAUCUCACCCCAAUUGCUGUCUAUUUCGCAUCCAAUUUCUCGUAAGAUCCCUUAGGGGCCUUACAAUUGGUAUCCAGAGCCUAAAUUCCGCUCGCUGCACUCGAAAUUCUCCUUCCAAAACCGUAACAUCCAUCGCGAAGGGUGUUGUUGACUUCGGUCGAUCGGCGCAAAAUCCCGAGCGGGGUUGGAUUUGGAUCGGAGUGUAGUGCGACGGCGCCAUCAAAGCCUUCCGCGCAAACGCGCUUUGUCCUAGAAGCCAUGGGGGAGAACAUGGAGCAGAUUCAGGCAUCCCUCAGCAAUUGAUGUCCCGGAUGGAGGCCAUGAACGUCCAGAUGGGAAAUCUGGGCAAGCAGCUUGAAAUCACUCAGGAGGGCGUGGAUGAGGUGAGGAAGAAGCAGGUGGAAGUCGUGCCAACGCAGCCCACCCCCGUCGGGCCGAAUGAUCCCGGGCCAUCAGCAAACAUGACGAGGCAAUCAGGUUCCUCUAUCAGUGGGUUUGCACCGCAGUGCUGUAUCUAGAAGGACAUGCAGCACUCUGGUGGCACGCGUUCAAGCGUGGUUGUGCCACUGUGGAUUGGGGAGCAUUUGCAUCUGCAGUCACAAUAGAAUUCAGCACAGAAGAGUUUGAUACGCAGAUGGCCAAGCUAUUGCAGAUGCGUCAAAUUGGCACUGUUAUGGAAUAUCGAAUGACUUUUGAAGCCUGCAUGUAUCACCUGCUUUCCUUGGAUGAGACCCUGAACAACAAAUUUUUUGUGGCGCAAUUCGUGCUUGGUCUGAAAGAUGAACUGCGGACAGCGGUGCGUCUGCAUGCACCCAGCAGUGUCACUCGGGCUAUGGCAUUAGCCCGAAUCCAGGAGGAGGAGCUAGAGAAUCAUCGGCCGCGUGGGCGUCCCAUGGCAGGGCACAAGUUGCCUCCACCUGCACUAGUUGUACCAGCCAUUCAGCAAGGACCUCAGCGUCAGGAUUGGCCAAAGCGUGCCGGCAACGACAACUACAACAGGGAGCGUCAGCUUCGCGAUUUUCGUCGUGCUAACAACCUAUGUUUCCGUUGCGGUGAAAAAUUUGGAAGAGACCACCAAUGUAAGAAGCCUCUGCAACUUCUUACAAUCCAUGUUGGAGAACAUGGUGAAAUUUUCACAGAGGAUACAGUCCAAGCCCUAGAGCUUCUUGAAGAACCAGCAGCUCCACAACGUGAAUGCCACCUGAUGUUCUCGCAGCAUGCAGAAGCAGGAUCAGAAGGAUCCGGAACUAUGAAAUUUCGCACACUUGUGGGCAAUCAAGUCUGUCCCAUUCUAGUCGACUUCGGUAGCUCGACAAGCUUUGUUAAUGCAAAUUUUGUGGCAAGAGCUGCUCUUCCGACAGUACAAGUGCAGCCAGUUUCAGUUAAAGUAGCAAAUGGAGAAUUAAUGCAAUCCAACACACAAGUUUCUCAGUUGGCAUGGUGGAUGCAAGGUCACACAUUCUAUACGGAUAUGCGAGUGCUACCAUUGGGGGCUUAUGAUGCAGUGCUUGGUAUGGAUUGGCUGGAGAGCCAUAGUCCAAUGACAGUGGAUUGGAUUCUCAAGUUCAUGGAGGUGCCGUCUCAGGGAAAAAUGGUUCGCUUACAAGGUGAGCUGCCUCAACAACAAAGGCAAUUGGCCAUGAUGACCAUUGAUGACGUGCAGAAAUCCUUCAAAGGAAAUGACCUUUGGGCCAUCGCAUUGGUUGAUUUUUCAGCUGAUACUACAAGCAGUACGUCAGCUCCUGAUACAAAAUCAAUUCCACCAGACUUAAAACAUCUCUUGGACGAAUUCUCUGAUGUGUUUCAAGAUCCUAAGUCACUGCCACCCCAUCGUCAGUACGAUCACGCAAUUGCACGAAACUGAGAUACUCCACUGCUUACCAUCCUCAAAUGGACGGCCAGUCCGAGCGCGUGAAUCAGUGCUUGGAGCACUAUUUGCGCUGCGCUGCGCUGUGCAUGACUGCACGGGCAAAUGGAAGCGCUGGCUCGCCAUGGCCGAAUUUUGGUACAACUCCUCUUAUCAUACCUCACUUGGUUGUUCACCAUUCCAGGCAUUAUACGGGAUCGAACCAAACUUUGGAGCUCUGCCUAAUCUGGGCGUCAAGGCGACACCAACGAUCAAAGAGAUGGCGGAAGAGCGGCAAGGAUUUCUUCAGCUUCUCAAGGAUCAUCUUCUGCGCGCCCAGGCACGUAUCAAGGCCUACGCUGAUAAGCAUCGCACGGAGCGGGAGUUCCAGGUCGGCAAUGACGCUCUUCUCAAGCUUCAACCGUACGCCCAGACUUCCGUCAUCAACAGGCCAUGCGUGAAGCUCGCUUUCAAGUUCUUCGGUCCAUUCAAGAUUUUGGAACGCAUCGGCGAGGUCGCCUACAAGUUGCAGCUGCCUCAAGACUGCAGCGUCCACCCCGUCUUUCACGUGUCGCAGCUGAAGCCCUUUACACCCAAUUACACGCCGGUCUACGACAAGUUGCCGCCACCACCGGACAUCACCGCUGCAGCAGCCAAACCACAAGCCAUUCUGGAGCGGCGCAUGGUCAAGAAAGGGAACGCGGCAAUACCACAGAUUCGCGUGCAGUGGUCGCAUUUACCCGCUGAUCACACCACCUGGGAAGACUAUCAUGUCCUUCGUCAUCGAUUCCCAAUGGCUUCAAUCUGGGCAGAGGAUUCAUCUCAAGGGGAGGAAAAUGUCACGCCUUAGUCCUUUGGCUAAGACGGAUAUGGACUCGAACGACCUCAGGUUCAACCUGUAGCUGUCAUAGGGCUAAGUAAUGUGUGAGUGGGUGGCCCUGGUGUAUGCACCGAGUGGGACCCGUUGCCAGUGAGAGACCGCUGUGAUAAAGUGUGGACCAAACGGAAGGAAGGGUAUCGUGUGUAAACAGAAUUCUGAAUCGCAUCCUAAGCUGCUCCUCUCAUCCCCAAA
Lolium perenne is the source of this 3128-nucleotide messenger RNA. RefSeq lists its product as uncharacterized. Lineage: Eukaryota; Viridiplantae; Streptophyta; Magnoliopsida; Poales; Poaceae. The record is from RefSeq and is a predicted model, not a curated record.